UGUUGACCAACUGAAAUAUAUUUUAAUAAAUUGAAAACAAAUGCUAUUUCAGAAUUGAUUAAACAAGAAAAUGCAAGAAUUCUCAGCUAAACGCGAUGCUCUAUUCGCCUGCCUGGAUGAUGCCAGUAAAGAAUUGAAGGGCACGGCAUUGGACCAGAGCAAGGCCAAAUCGUACUCGGUCAGCGCUCUCGAAAGAGGAAGUAAUUCCGGAAACAGGCCCGGAUCCGGGUCCAGACAGGUGAUGAACUAUCGCCAUGGUCGCAGCAUUGAUACCGGCCUCGAUCCGGAGAAUGGUAGACUGCGGAAAAUGCGCGGUAAAGAGAGCAUUUUCAAGAAACCGGAACUGCCUAUCGGUCGCUGCUUAAAGCCCAGGAGAACACCCGAUUAUCAGAUCAAUCCCCACAAAUGGAAGAAGUACUCUCUGGAAGAUGUGGAUAUCUCCGAUCAGAGCAACUCGGCAGCGGCUCUAUCUUUUCUUCGCGAAAUGGACGCCAAGAAAGAAGCCGGUAUGGAAGAAGAUGAAUCCCCAGACACUAAGGGCAAAAUCGAGUUCAAGAAGACCAGCAAACUGAACCGAAAUCUCAAAAAACUUGAGCAGGAAGAGGUCCAGGACGUAGAGUUGGACAAACCCCAGUUGAGAGGCUCCAAACUAGUAAUGCCGGAGUACGUAAUUGGCCAAAAAUCGCGACCACAAAAGAAAUCGAAGCCCAAAGGAAACCAGAGUCGUGCCUCUGGGACAUUGCAACUAUCCCAUUUGGAUGAGGAAGAUGAAAUAGAUGAGUAGAUUACAUCAUUAGGCUUUAAAUUUUAGGCUUAAGAACUAG
Molecule: messenger RNA, 824 nt
Organism: Drosophila bipectinata
Lineage: Eukaryota; Metazoa; Arthropoda; Insecta; Diptera; Drosophilidae
Product: U5 small nuclear ribonucleoprotein TSSC4
Source: RefSeq, a predicted model, not a curated record